AUGGCCAAAAAGAAAACCCCCGUAUGCGCUGUCAACUUGGCGGAAGAGGCGCAUACAGGGGUCGAUGAAGCUGAAAACUUCGGCGAUAGAUUAGCACGCUACGGCAGCGCUCACGCAAGGUCACUGGACAUGCUUGGGCACCUCCGGGACGUGUCAUCCGUCGAAUCCACGAAAGCGUCCGCAGGCCUCGCCAGCUGCGGGAAUUACCUGCACUUUCGGGAGUAUUUCACCGUGGGCAAGGUUCGGCUGCACAACGCUACGUUUUGCAAGCAACACCUGAUCUGCCCUCUCUGCGCUAUUCGGCGUGGAGCUAAGGCGCUCGGGGCCUAUUUGGCUCGCUGGGAGGUGAUCCAGAAAGAGCGCCCAGACCUGCAACCCUACCUCCUCACGCUUACCGUGAAGAACGGCCCAGACCUUGAAGAACGUCAGCGUCAUCUGACCCGUUCGCUCAAGCUCAUGAUGGAUCGCCGCCGAUACUUCAACGCAGGCACUCGCGGUGCUCCCUACACGGAGCUGUGCAAGGCCGAAGGCGGUGUUUACACGCUUGAGUUGACCAAUAGGGGGAAGGGCUGGCACCCGCAUUGCCACAUGAUCGUUUUAGCGGCCUCCAAGCCCUCUCAGAGCGCGAUCAGUACUGAGUGGCACGCUAUCACUGGUGACAGCAUGAUCGUCGAUUGCAGGCCCAUUGCAGGCGAUUCUAGCGAGGGUUUCAUGGAGGUCUUCAAGUACGCCGUGAAAUUUUCCGAUUUGUCCCUAGCUGACAACUGGCACGCGGCCCAGGUGCUCAAGGGAAAGCGUCUGCUGAAUAGCUUUGGGCUCUUCCGCGGCGUCGAUGUCCCUGAAUCCCUCCUGGAUGAACCGCUCGACUCUCUUCCGUACUGGGAUCGCUUCUAUCGCUUCGUCCAGGGCGAAUACCAGUUCACUGGUGAGAGUCCCAAAAGCCAUUCCGUACCUGCUUCUGCGCCGCCUUCGGCGACCCAUCAGCACGCACGGCCCGCUUAA
Messenger RNA from Lecanosticta acicola, 1002 nucleotides. Lineage: Eukaryota; Fungi; Ascomycota; Dothideomycetes; Mycosphaerellales; Mycosphaerellaceae. The record is from the annotation of a GenBank genome assembly.